GCAGUUUCAUUGUAUUUUUGCAAAAGUUUAUGUCGAAUUGAAAAUAAAAGAAAAACUGAUUGUGCAUUAAAUUUGGUGUAAUUUAAACUUAAAACUGUCAUUAUUAAAAGUUGACUACUAAAGACAUCAUUAAUUGAUGUUUGUUGAUUUGGAAAUAGUGGAUAACAUUGUUAAAACAGAAGUUGACGUGCGACUAAAUUGAAAUCAAUAAUUUCAAAAAGGCCAAGAAGAGAACACAAAACUUUUUUCCGUAUUAAUUUGGAAAAGUUUCCGAGGACAACAGUUUAGUGAGCUCCUGUUAAAGUGUUUCAUUAGAAUAAAUAUAUUUAAGCGUAAUAAGCAAACGAAAGAGUCAUAGAUAAUGUUUUCGGGAAUCACAAAUCAAGUUUCGUCUUUAACGUCGAUGUUUUCAAAGAAUGCGGACGAGGAUGUCCCAACACCACCUCAAUCAGCAACAGCAGCAGCUCCGUCAGAAGAAGUAACACAACAGACAACUUCAGAACCACCUGCUGAUAACAACAAUACUGAAAAUCAAAGUCCAACGAAAGCAUCAGGUGGAAUGUUUUCAAAUGUAACUGGUAAAGUUUCGGGAUGGCUACCAUCAAGCUUGCCAACUGUUUCAAUGCCAACGGUUUCAAUGCCCCAUAUGCCAUCUAUUCCUGGCCUGCGAAAGUCACAACCAACUGAAGAUAGUGCAACAGCUGAAGGAACUACUGAACAAGCAGUGGAAGCUCAACCAACAUCAAAUAACGAAAAGGAUGACGAUGAUCGCUCAAGCGCAACUGGUGGUGCCGAUUCACGCCCUGUUUCAGAAAAAGGUUCACCAACAGAAGAGCAAGCAGGAAUGGUUGGAAAUGUGACCCAUAAAGUAACAGCUGGUGCAAAAUCAUUUGGUUCAUUCUUCACAGGUGUUGUGAAUAAAGCUGGCGCCAAGAUUAAGGAAACUGUUAAGGAUAAUUCAAUUCUCGGUGAGUUUAAUAAAGAGCAAGAAGCAUUCAUUAAAGAUCAAUCUGGAAAAAGUGAUGAAGUUGGCAUUUGCCCAUGGAUUGGGCAUCAAAAUGAAGAUAAAAUAAAGGAAGAAAUUUUAAGUUUAUCAGCAGAUCGUCGAAAUUUUGUUCGUGCCCCACCAGCUGGUAUUGAGUAUGAAUUCAGCUAUGAUGCAUCAUAUCCAACAGCUCUCGCACUCAUGGCUGAAGAUUCACAACUUGAGAAAAUGCGAUUCGAUCUCGUUCCUAAAAUCAUCACAGAGGAAAAUUUCUGGCGCAAUUACUUUUAUCGUGUAUCUCUAAUUAUUCAAGCUGGCGAUUUAGGCACAUUGGGAACUGAUGAUGCUUUUGGCAAGCGUGACGAUGACGACGUUUCAAAUAAGCAAAACAAAAAAUGCAAUGAUAUUAGAAAAUUGCAACGAAAAUCUGAGAGUGAAUUUAUUUCUGAUAAAUUUAAAACUGCAAAUGAACACCACACGGUGGAGGUUCAAGAAAAUAUGACAAGACUGGGUAUGACAGUGUCAAGUGAAAAGCAGCUACAGACUGACCAAUUUAAGAAGAGUUCACCAGAGGAUGAAGAGUGGGAAAAAGACCUUGCUGCUGAAAUUCAGGACUUUGAAGUUGUUGAUGAUCAGAACGUUGAUGAAUCUGAACUUGAUCUCGAUUUAAAAUAGAAAUAUUUGACAAAUUUUCAUUCCAGGCUCCAUCUAAUCAAUUAGGUUUAAUUGUCACUUACUUUUAAAAAAUAUCUAUUUAUGAAAAAUCCUCAAUAAUCUAUUAUAUUAUUCUGAAAGUUUAUUCCAAAUCAUGAAAUAAAAUUCAAUAAAAUUAAAUA
Molecule: messenger RNA, 1821 nt
Organism: Clunio marinus
Lineage: Eukaryota; Metazoa; Arthropoda; Insecta; Diptera; Chironomidae
Source: the annotation of a GenBank genome assembly